AUUUUUCUCACCUCAUCAAGAUAAUUCAGCGUACGGAUUAAAAGUUACGCAUGGUUUUCCCGAUGGAUUUUACGCGGCGCGAUUAAUGUAACCCUCUACAAUCAUUUGGACUACUCUGUUGUAUGAAAUGGUUGUCUAUGUGCUCGGUAUUGUGGGACCAAUAUUCUUCAGCAUCUCUUUGGUGACAUCCGCCCCGACUGCGGACCAGUACCCCCGUGGAGUGGACUGGUUGAGUCGAUAUGGCUACCUCCCCCCACCAGACAUGCGGUCAGGAAGGCUCCACACCAAGGAGACCAUUGAGAGGGCCAUCCGAGAGAUGCAGCGUUUCGCAGGGCUAAAGGAAACAGGAACUCUGGACAGGGCCACAACUGAACUGAUGGAGAAACCUCGCUGCUCUCUACCGGACGUCAUCGGCACUGAAGACCUGCUGAGGAAACGCAAGAAGAGGAAGAGGAAGAAGAGAUACAGCCUAACGGGUCUUAGGUGGCAUAAACAUGAUAUUUCGUGGAGCGUGUUGAACUUCCCGUCCCCGUCUCGCUCCCCCUGGCUGAGGCCAGAGCUGGUGGAGACGCUGUUGACCUACGCCCUACGGGCCUGGGGCGCCCACACCCCCCUGCGCUUCCACCUCGUGCACCCCAAAACCCAGGCCGAGCGGCAGGAGGUGGACAUCGAGGUGUCCUUCCCGAGGGGGUACCAUGACGACGGAUACCCCUUUGACGGCCGAGGGGGCACGCUGGCACACGCCUUCUUCCCUGGGACGGGAGACAUGGCGGGGAAUACACACUUUGACGACGGCGAGCACUGGAGCUAUGGAGGACAUGACAAUGGUACCACAGACCUGUUUGCAGUGGCGGUGCAUGAGUUCGGCCAUGCGCUGGGGCUGUCUCACUCCUCCUACAUCCCCUCCAUCAUGAGGCCGUACUACCAGGGAUCAGUGGGAGACUUCAGACACUACACGCUGCCCCGAGAUGACCAGCUGGGGAUACAGGCACUGUAUGGGAGAGGUGAUUCUACUCUGCCCACACCGGCCAUGCCACAGCUGCCAUCCAUUCCCAGCCAUCUGCCACCCAGACCCACUAACCAUCCUCUGCCAGCCCUUCCUAAUCGCUGCGAUGGGGGUUACGAUGCCAUAGCCAAUAUCAGAGGAGAGGUCUUCUUUUUCAGUGGUAAAUUCUUCUGGCGGGUCCAGCACUCAGGCUCUCUGCUGUCGUUCAUCCCUGCUUUAAUCAAGAACUUCUGGAUUGGCCUUCCUCAUCACAUGGACAGAAUUGACGCUGUCUAUGAGAGGACCAAUGGACAAAUCGUAUUUUUUAUUGGCAAUCAGUACUGGGUGUUUAAGGACAGGGCAGCCCUCCCCGACUACCCCCGUCCUCUGGCCGAGUGGGGCAUGAGGACCUCGGCGGGACACAUCCCAGCCAAACUGGAGGCGGCGUUCGUGUGGGCCCACAACGGGAAAACCUACCUGUUCAGCGGCGGAGAAUUCUGGAGGUUUGACGAGCGGGGCGGAGACAUGAGGCAGGAGGUGGGCUACCCUAAAUCCGCCACGCUUUGGGCCGGCGUGCCCUCACACCCAGACGACAUCAUUAGCUGGGCAGACGGUGACACUUAUUUUUUCAAGGGAUCCUCCUAUUGGGUUCUCAGAAGAGGAGGGCUGAAUGAAGGUGACAUCCAGCCAAAGUCCUCAGCGGUUGAUUGGAUGAAGUGUGACCCUCCUCCUCCUGAACCCUCUGCCCCACCCAAGCCCACCCCACCCUGCUGCUGUCGUGGUCUGGCUCUCUCCCCCUCAGUCCUGCACCUCCUCUCCGCACUGGCCCUGCUCCUCAUGUGCCACCAACGGCCAUAGACUUGAAUACAUACUGUGCUACAUGUCUAUGCCAAUCAUAGAUAUGAACACUAGAUGCAGUAUACAUAGGGUGGAUUCCAAUCUGCUGACUUCCGUCCUCCCUUGCUCACUUGCAUGUUUGUGACCUCAUGAUGAUGUCACUGACGACAGAAAAUUAAUUCAAUAUCUUGCAAAAGCACAAUUCUAAUGUCAUUUUCUCAUUUGCAAUUAGGAUGGUCCCCCAAAAGUUGUUGUGGUUAGGCUGACAGCUAAGAAACUUUAUUGUUUUCUCCACGGAGGUGGGGCCAGAAGGCGGGGUGAGGCCACAAGCACAAGUGGAGGACGAGAGUGUGCAUAUUGGAAUGCACAUAUAACCUUUUGGUAUGGCCCAACUCUGGGUGCCUCCAUCUUGGUCUUGUGUCCUGGUGUCUGAUGUUUUUCAUAGUGUUGUGUAACCGUCACCUAAUGUGCGUAUCGCCUUGUCAGCCAUUGUCUCAGUAUAAAAGAGUGCUCAAUGCUGCAUCAAGUGUUCAUGUAUGCCAAUGACUGUGUAUUAUAACGGACAACAAGGUUCUGGGUCAAGGCCUGCCUCCUCUUGUUGUAUCACUUGUGAAUAGAACAUUUCGGUGGCCAUUAUUAUACACUGUCAUUAUUUUCCACAUGUUCCACCUUUGGUUUCUUUUGAUGGUUUUCAUUGUCAGAAUUUGUAUGUUUUUUAUGUUUUUGAAUGUUUUUUU
Molecule: messenger RNA, 2559 nt
Organism: Engraulis encrasicolus (European anchovy)
Lineage: Eukaryota; Metazoa; Chordata; Actinopteri; Clupeiformes; Engraulidae
Gene: mmp25a
Product: matrix metallopeptidase 25a
Exons: 10
Coding region: 128-1843 (571 amino acids)
Biological process (GO): proteolysis; collagen catabolic process; extracellular matrix organization
Cellular component (GO): extracellular matrix
Molecular function (GO): metalloendopeptidase activity; zinc ion binding
Source: RefSeq, a predicted model, not a curated record